AUGUCGACAGUGAUGAUUCGUCGUUGUGCUUCUUGCAGGUUUUUGCUGAUCCUGCUCUACCUGGCGAUCUUUAUGAUUAAUAUCGGACGAGCAGAUUUUCAUAGCUUUCACUUGCCGUCGCACAAAGCAGAAACCGUCUUUUGGACACAUCUUCUCAGAGGACGCGGAACCUCCACUGCAGGUGAUGCAAAUGCUGCUGAAGCCGCACCGCAGGGGCAACACAACAAUGACCAACACCGACCCACACACGAAGGAGUGCAUGUCGAAAAUUCACCGCCAGCACCAACGAGAACCACGACAUCUUACAAAAAUUAUUCGCGCGAUAGUACGAAAGAUGACGAUGAGCAUAGCAGAGAUGAUCUCUCUCCACGACGUGCUUCUUCAUCGUGGGUCUGCUCUAGUAAAGAACAUCUUCGUUUAUUCCACUGCCCUCUACUCUUAAGGCAUAUUUGA
Molecule: messenger RNA, 453 nt
Organism: Amoebophrya sp. A25
Lineage: Eukaryota; Dinophyceae; Syndiniales; Amoebophryaceae
Source: the annotation of a GenBank genome assembly